AUGAUGCUAUUGAGACCAUCUAUGUGCCGGAUAUUGGUGAUAAACAUUAAGACUACGGUGGUAAAGAAGGUGCUCUUUGGACUCUCCAAAGGUGAACAGUCUGAUGAUUCUGAACCCUUAACUGGCGGCGACAAUGCAGUGCGACUGAGCGCCUCUGAGUCCGCGGCGGCGCUGCGGGGCACCCGGGCGGCCACGUGGGCUGCGGCGGACCCGCGGCGCCGGGAGGUGCGGCUGUCGGGCCGGGCGGGCGGGCGCGGCGGCGAGGGCGACGGGCGCAUCCACGUGGGAAACCUUCCGACUGACGUGCGCGAGAAGGACCUGGAGGACUUGUUCUACAAGUACGGCUGCAUCCGCGAGAUCGAGCUCAAGAACCGGCACUACCGCGUGCCCUUCGCCUUCGUGCGUUUGGAGGACCCCCGAGAUGCUGAAGAUGCAGCUUAUGGAAGGAAUGGUUACGAUUAUGGCCAGUGUUGGCUUCGUGUGGAGUUCCCCAGGACUCGCGGAGGUCGGGGUGGGUGGCCCCCUGGUGGGAGGAAUGGGCCUCCUACGAGAAGCUCGGAUUUCCGAGUUAUUGUUUCAGGACUUCCUCCAUCAGGCAGCUGGCAGGACCUGAAGGAUCACAUGCGAGAGGCUGGGGAUGUUUGUUACGCAGAUGCGCAGAAGGAUGGAAUGGGGAUGGUUGAAUGUCUCAGAAAAGAAGACAUGGAAUAUGCCCUGCAUAAACUGGAUGACACCAAAUUCCGCUCUCAUGAGGGUGAAACUUCCUACAUCCGAGUUUAUCCUGAGAGAGGCACCAGCUAUGGGUACUCCAGAUCUCGAUCUGGGUCAAGGGGCCGUGACUCUCCAUACCAAAGCAGGGGUUCCCCACACUACUUCUCCCCUUUCAGGCCCCACUGAGACAGUGAUGGAAAUUUUUUCUUUAUUUUUUAGUGUGAACUGAGCUCCUUUGUGCUCAGAAUCUACAUUCCAGAUUGAUAAUUUAGUGUUUUAGGAAAUUUUUUUUAAUUUUUUUUUUAAAGGAAAAAUACCUACAUAAUUUCUACCAGGGCCAUGGUAGCAGUGAAACAUGUUAAACUGCUAAAAUUGUGGUUUUGGUUCAGAAACAAGUUGUAUAUUUUUCAGCCCUGAUUAUGGGAAAAAAAUCAGUGCUGUCUGUGUCUUUGUGGGUUGCUCUGCUAUGGAGAUUAGCAGAAACUGUGACUGAGUCGUCCCAUUCUGUUUAGAAAUAUAUUUUAAACGUUUAGUAACUGAUAUGUGUGGUUGUCCUUGAUUAAGUUCACAGAUUUCACCAAACAGACACAAUGAUUUAAAAAAAAAAAUGAAGUUGUAGUAGAAACUCAUACCCAGUUAGUGUGGAGCAGAAGUGGAUAACUUUAUUCUGGGAGAAAGAUACUUGGUCUGAUGGUGGU
Messenger RNA from Choloepus didactylus (southern two-toed sloth), 1409 nucleotides. Its product is annotated as serine/arginine-rich splicing factor 9-like. Bases 1 to 897 code for a protein of 298 amino acids. The record is from RefSeq and is a predicted model, not a curated record. NCBI's taxonomy places the organism in Eukaryota, Metazoa, Chordata, Mammalia, Pilosa, Megalonychidae. Gene Ontology annotation, cellular component: ribonucleoprotein complex; nucleus; cytoplasm. Gene Ontology annotation, molecular function: mRNA binding. The transcript has 2 exons.